Molecule: messenger RNA, 282 nt
Organism: Symbiodinium pilosum
Lineage: Eukaryota; Dinophyceae; Suessiales; Symbiodiniaceae
Source: the annotation of a GenBank genome assembly
AUGGCCCGUAUACCAGAUGUCAAUCAUUUGCAUAGCGUCAAGAUUGACAACAUCAACUGCUCGCAAGAUGAAGUGAUCUCUGUCAAGGAGGAGCUCAGGGAAAAGUUCUCCAAGUUCGGGGAGAUUGGAGAUGUGUAUAUACCCAGAGACCGGAACUUCGCAUUUGUGCGAUACCUGGAGAAACGUGAUGCUCAAGAUGCUGUCGAUGCUAUGGAUGGCAAGGACAUCAUGGGCCACGAGGUCAGCGUGUCCUUGUCGAUGCAGGCCAAGAAGACGGCUGAG